Messenger RNA from Ricinus communis (castor bean), 1621 nucleotides. Its product is annotated as stemmadenine O-acetyltransferase-like. NCBI's taxonomy places the organism in Eukaryota, Viridiplantae, Streptophyta, Magnoliopsida, Malpighiales, Euphorbiaceae. The record is from RefSeq and is a predicted model, not a curated record. The transcript is spliced from 2 exons. The coding region runs from base 60 to 1412 and encodes 450 amino acids.
AGGGAUCGGUAGCAAUAACAAACUUUCCUUGUAUAAACAUUUGCAAUAAGAAGAGAAAGAUGGAUGAAGUAAAGGUUAUCUCCAAGGAGCUAAUCAAGCCGUCUUCACCCACACCUCACCUUCUUCGCCAUUACCAACUCUCCUUUCUUGAUCAAAUUGCAGUUCCAGUUUUCAUGCCCUUAGUCCUCUUCUAUCCUAAAGAAACCAAUAAUAUCACCAAUCAAGAGAGAUGCAACCAUGCCAAGAAAUCUUUGUCUAAAGCCUUAACCCAAUUCUAUCCUCUAGCAGGAAGAGUCAAACAUAACAUGUACAUAGAUUGUAAUGAUGAGGGUGCCUAUUUUGUCGAAGCUGAAGCUAAAUGCACUCUCUCACAUAUUCUCCAACACCCAGAUCCUAAUGACUUAAACAAGUUUCUUCCACUUGAGCUUGAUGAUGUUAAUGAUUUAGCUUCUGUUUUUCAGGUCACCCUCUUCCAGUGUGGUGGUUUGGCUAUUAGUUUUGGCAUGUCUCAUAAGGUUGGAGACUCCUUGUCCUUCUUUAUGUUCCUCAACAGUUGGGCUGCCAUUGCGCGUGGAGACAGCACUACGAUUAAUACUGUCCCUUGCUUUCAAUCUUCCUUGCUCUUUCCACCAAAAGACCUUUCUGGGUUCCAGCCAAGAACUGGGAUAGUUAAGGAUACCAUUGUAGCAAAAAGGUUUGUGUUUGAUGCUUCCACUAUAUCAGCUCUUAGAGCUAUGUAUACUGAUGACGGUGACAAUAACAAGUACCCAAGACGUCCGACUCGAGUUGAGGCCUUGUCAGCUUUCAUAUGGAGCAGGUUUAUGGCUAGCGUUGAAGCUAAUAAAGUACAUGAUAGUGAUAAAAUCUAUACGUUGCUUCAUGCUAUAAACCUGCGGCCAAGAAUGGACCCGCCAUUACAGGAGCUAUAUUUUGGGAAUAUUAGCAGGAUAGCAGUAGCAAUUGCUAGCAUGGAAGAUAUUGAUAAUAUCUGUGGGCCUAAAGAUAUUUGCGGAGGUACUAAGGAGGAUUUUAAGAAUCAUGGUACAGUGAAAAAGAUGAGGGAUGCCAUAAGAAAUGUGAACGUAGAGUAUGUGAAGAAGCUUCAAGAAAGUGAUGGGCACUUGAGUUUUAUGAAAGGGAGAGCUGAGCAAGUAAUGAAAGGAGAGGUUGUUUCAUUUAGCUUCACUAGUUUGUGCAGGUUUCCUAUAUAUGAAGCUGAUUUUGGGUGGGGAAAGCCAGUUUGGGUAGGCUCAGCUCGCUUGACUUUCAAGAAUUUAGUAGUGUUCUUGGACACUAAAGAAGGAGAUGGUAUAGAGGCUUGGAUUAACUUGAAAGUAGAAGACAUGGUUAAAUUUGAAGCUGAUAAGGAGUUUCUUGCUCAUGUUUCUCCUUUCUCUAAUGUGAAGAUUUGAGAUAUAUAUAUAUGCAUAUGUGAUUUAGCGGUUGUUGAUUUUUUUUUACAGAUUAAGAUUUAAUUUCUUUUUAAUAUUUACUGUUCUUUAGCUUCUUUUCUGAAGUCCAUUUGUUUCUUUUACAGAACUAUUUUGUUACUGACAUGUAUAGAUUUUACUUUGCAAAAUCUCAUUGCAACCUAUAAUGAUUUAUCUGUUCAUUUUUUUAA